UCUUUCAGGUUUCUAGCUAUAAAUUAUUGUUUUCUUUUCUGGUUUGAGUAUAAUUCAAGGUUAGCCGUAAAAACUGUUGUCAUGGUUUGUUGAAUCAAUCUGGUACCUACUGCCCCAACCAAGGUCAUUUGUUUCAGUUUAAUUUUAUUUCACCCCUCCUGAGCUGAAGUGAUUGUGUUGUUAACAUGACCGACAACGAAAUAGAUAUUUUAAAAAAUGAAUUGGAACACGAAAAAACAUGCAGAGACUCCGCCGCAUGGCAGAAUGGUGAGCUGGAGAAACAGAUCAUGUCGAUUCAAGAGGAGUUGCGCAAGAGCGACUACCCAUGGGACGGCGACGACGACCUGGUUAGAGAGAACAACAAGCACAAGCAGGUGAUGGAGUGCAUCGAGUCUUUGAGGGACCAGCUGCCCAUACUGCGCGAGAAGAUCAAGAACGCCAAAGUCUGCGGGAUAGAUUGCAAAUUAAAACACGACGAUCUGAAUAUCAACUUGGAUAUUUUAACUCCUGCGGAGUUACUUCGCACAGUCAAGAGAUUCGAGAGAUUGAAGACUGAUCUGAUCAGUACACUCCGCAGUAAGGAAUGGCGCCUAGAUUCAGAGUCUAAGUUGUUUGUGAGGGUGAACGACCAGCGCACGUAUCUCCAGAAUGAGCUGCUGAUAUGCCAGAACAACAUCUUGCGUUUGCAGAAGAACGGACCUUAUUGGCAGAACGUUCCGCGAAAGAGCGACGAGCGAGUGCUGGACCCAAAGCGAGGACCUAUAAAGAAGAUGUUUUCUGAGCGUCUCCCGCCCAUUCCCACGCAAUGACGUCGUCCGCUGUAACACCGAUGUUUAGUUCACUUGAUAUUAGGCGUAGGCGGUAGUGGUUGUAAUGAUGGUACUAGCCGUCAGGUCUGUGUUCAACUUAUUAUAUCCCAACCUAAAGUAAUUUGGAAAGACACUUUAUCAGCCAACGUAAGUUAGAAUAUUCAUAUACAUAGUCAAGGAGCGUGAGACAUUUCUGUGUCCAUCAAUGUGCGUCAUAAAGGUUAUUACAUUAUUUCUUCCUCUGUGAUAAGGAAUACAUUUAUUAUUCUUCUCUAUCACCGUCUAGCACCCUAGAACAUACAUUAAUUAACGAACAAACAGUAAAAAAUCUUAAAAUAGUUGAAUCAAUUUGUAUCUGGUUCGAAGGACCAACAGAAGGGUACUGAGGUAUGUAAACAAUUAUCCCACUAGUACUAAGGUUAACAUGUUUUAAUGUUUUAAUUAAAUAAAGUAACAUCACUGUUAGUAAAAUGAAUUAGAAUAAUAUUAUAGUAACAUUUAAUCCUUCCUGUAGAUUAGACAAGAUGUUUACACCAGAUUAUUUGCUAUAUCACUUGAAUUUUGUGGCGGUUAUAUCGAGAAGUAACUUUGGAUCCCCCUAAAACUACUAACAUACAGCCGGCAUAAGGCGCUGCGCAUUUAUCGCGUCCUUUAUAUUGCCCUGCGAAUCAUGUCGGCUGUGUGCUAUAGGCUUAAUAGUGUUGUUAUAGAAAAUACAAACAGAAUUGUAAUUUAAA
This is a messenger RNA of Ostrinia furnacalis (Asian corn borer), 1546 nucleotides long. RefSeq lists its product as uncharacterized. The record is from RefSeq and is a predicted model, not a curated record. NCBI's taxonomy places the organism in Eukaryota, Metazoa, Arthropoda, Insecta, Lepidoptera, Crambidae. The coding region runs from base 186 to 809 and encodes 207 amino acids. The transcript has 6 exons.